Molecule: messenger RNA, 4268 nt
Organism: Boleophthalmus pectinirostris (great blue-spotted mudskipper)
Lineage: Eukaryota; Metazoa; Chordata; Actinopteri; Gobiiformes; Gobiidae
Gene: mef2cb
Product: myocyte enhancer factor 2cb
Exons: 10
Coding region: 773-2188 (471 amino acids)
Biological process (GO): positive regulation of transcription by RNA polymerase II; cell differentiation
Molecular function (GO): histone deacetylase binding; protein dimerization activity; RNA polymerase II cis-regulatory region sequence-specific DNA binding
Source: RefSeq, a predicted model, not a curated record
CUUCUGCUUGCACGGGGGAGAGACGAGAGGGGAUCAGGCAUACAGUGUGGGUCAGGAAUCAGGACUGUGCAGCGGAACAGUGAAUAGCAGCCCCCUGACAAACAUUACCACGAGCUCAAGACGUCCGGCAGUUUAGAAGAGCACCACCUUCAGCGAAGCACACAGCGAAUCCCUGCGCAGCGCUCACCGGCGACCAGUCCACACUAGACCCACACCUCAGCGCUCAGAAGGAGAGAGAGAGGCAGACGGCGACACAACAAGAGAGACAGACUUUUCACGCAGACAAACUAGCUUACACCAUAGCUUACUUUUUGCCAAGCUUGUUUUGUUAUAAGUUGCGCUUCUGGAUUUUAAGUGCGUCUCUGCCAGAAGUCCUCCCUGCCCUUCAACCAGCGGCUUCUUUUGGUUCCUGUCAUCCGCCCGGACCGAACUACGGGGCGGACUUCUUGUUUUACCUUCACCUCAUCGUCUUCUUCACAUGAAAUGAAGUAAGUACACUCACUUGGCACGCACUUUUUCACCAACACUCGCGGCGACGUGUAUUUUUUCACGGACAAACUUAACGGUUCAUUCUCGGGAGCGCCGCUUCCUCUACAAAGUACAGUACGAAUGCUGGGAUCUUUGAAUUGAUUGGUACAAAUAGAAAGCUGAGACAGAUAAAGGAAGAGCCAGAACAGUGACAAGAAAGAAGAGAACGAAAAGAAGGGAGAGAAGAAAGAAGAAAGCAUAAAGUUCUUUGGAAAGAGGAGAGAUAGAGAGAACGACGGGGACGAUGGGGAGGAAAAAGAUUCAGAUCACGCGGAUUAUGGAUGAACGCAACAGACAGGUGACAUUUACGAAGAGAAAGUUUGGCCUGAUGAAGAAGGCGUAUGAGCUGAGUGUGCUGUGUGACUGUGAGAUUGCCCUGAUCAUCUUCAAUAGCACCAACAAGCUGUUCCAGUACGCCAGCACAGACAUGGACAAGGUGCUGCUCAAAUACACAGAGUACAAUGAGCCACAUGAGAGCCGGACCAAUUCCGACAUUGUGGAGACAUUGAGAAAGAAGGGCCUAAAUGGCUGUGACAGCCCAGACCCCGACGCAGACGACUCAGUCGGCCACAGCCCAGAGUCUGAGGACAAGUACAGGAAAAUAAACGACGACAUAGAUCUGAUGAUCAGCAGACAGAGACUGUGUCAGGCUGUGCCCCCAUCCAACUAUGACAUGCCCGUGUCCAUUCCUGUAAGCAACCAGAACAAUCUCAUCUACAGCCAUCCUGGAGGUUCCCUAGGAAACCACAACCUGCUGCCCCUCGCACACCACGGACUCCAGAGAAACAGCAUGUCCCCCGGAGUCACCCAUAGACCUCCCAGUGCAGGGGGCCUCAUGGGUGCUGACCUCAGCACCGGUGCAGGGACCAGUGCUGGAAAUGGAUACGGUAACCAUCGCAACUCACCCGGUCUGCUGGUCUCACCUGGUGGUAUGAGCAAGAGUAUGCAAGCCAAGUCUCCUCCGCCCAUGAAUCUCGGCAUGAAUAACCGCAAACCUGACCUCCGUGUACUGAUACCUCCUGGCGCCAAGAACAACAUGCCCUCUAUUAAUCAGAGAAUAAACAACUCUCAGUCUGCCCAGUCAUUGGCCACUCCUGUUGUAUCAGUAGCUACCCCCACUUUACCAGGCCAAGGUAUGGGGGGUUACCCAUCAGCCAUCUCCACUUCUUAUGGUACUGAGUAUUCUCUGAAUAGUGCCGACUUGUCCUCGUUGUCUGGCUUCAAUAGUGGCAGCUCCCUCCAUCUGGGAUCCAUGAGCGGAUGGCAACAGCAGCAUCUUCAGAACAUGCAGCACUCUGCUCUAAAUCAGCUGGGAAACUGCUCUAGCUCUCACUUAUGUCAGGGUUCAAAUCUGUCCCUGCCCUCUGCUCAAAGCCUGCACAUCAAGUCCGAACCUGUUUCUCCUCCUAGAGAUCGCACCAGCAACACCCCGGGGGGUUACGGUGGCGGUGUACCACCUCCCCAGAACCCAUCGUCCCGCCAGGACUCGGGGCGCUCCCCUGUUGAUAGCCUGAGCAGUUGUAGCAGCUCCCAUGAAGGUAGCGACCGCGAUGAGCACAGGAAUGAGUUCCAUUCACCUCUGGGACUGGGCAGGCCCCUGGACGAGCGUGAGAGCCCGUCCAUCAAACGGGUGCGCCUCUCCGAGGGCUGGGCCACAUGAUAACCCGGCCCUCUGCAGUGCCCGGGUGGUCCUGAGCUCCAACACCUGGCAUUACUACGCCCCCUGCUCCUCCUCACAGUCCCUCAAACCCUUUAUCUCUUUAAGGAAGAAAAGGGAACCCAUCAUUUCUAUGAUUUUGUUUUAAAUGUUAUUUUCCUUGCAGAGUGUGUGUGCUAUACAUAUUGACUUUAUAUAACGCUGGAUGUUGUUUUUGGGUGGGGUGGGUUGUUUGGUCAGGAUGUGGGGUUCUUUUGUUGGGGAUCUAUGCAUACAUUGUAUUGUGUGUGAUUAAAUAAUUCACAUAUGCAUAUAUCUCCACACCUGUCUGUGUACAUAUAUGCAUAUUGACAAAUAAACAAAAAAAUGCCAGGUACUGUUUCAUAAAACAUGCUUACAUUUGCCUCAAAAUGAGUAAAAAAUAAAAGACAAAAAGAUCAUAACUUGAGAGUGAGUGUGUCCAGCGGCACCUUAGCACUUGAGUUGAUAAAACAUGUACAGUGUCAGUUUUCAUUGCUAUACCUUCUCUGCGGUCCCUUGCAAAAAUGUGUGUUAACUUUAGAUGAUGUCAUGUUGCAGGUUCAACGUAUUUAUGUAAAUAAAGGGUCAGAAGGGAUGGGGCAGGGGUCAGACGUUGCCAGACAUUACAAGGUUUAUUCACUCCUGUGAUGAAAAGUCAAUAUGCAACAUUUGAAGGAUUGUACAGGUAAACCGGCAGACCCAACGCUACCAGGUGGAGUCUGGCUCUCACCGCUCUUCUUAAGACCAGAGCCGGGCCAGGACCACUCAUUUGAGCGCUAUAUUAGUUGUCCAAAAGAAAACUCAAUUCUGGAUCUAGUAAUAACUAUUCAGUAUUAUUAAAUCAAAAAAAUGAAGAAAAAAAAUAAUUGUACGAUACUUGCUUAUAUUUUCAUAUGAAAGGAAUACAAUGCAAAGCAUUUUGUGGCUUUUUGUAGUUUCUAUAAGCCAGAAUGUGUUUUUUGAUAGCUUUGCUAAUAAGGGAUUGAGAGAUGACCCAGGAGGGAAAUGUCAGGGCACAGGAGCCCUAAGCCAUGACAAACAGACUGAUAUCCAAUGCUUUGCUGAACUGUUUUAUCUUUGUAGAGGUUUGUUUUUAAACGUGUAUUUCUAAUUAAAUAUAAUAACGGUAAUAUUAAGAUUCUUUUAAAAAAUCUGUGAAAUUAACAUGCUUGUGUAUAGCUUUCUAAUAUAUAAAUAUAUAUAAUAACAUUUUUGUUGGUUUCUUAGUGGAGUUUUUAUGUGCAGUUGCACAUGUUGUCUCAUUUGUUUUUAUUGAGCCCUGAGCCGUUCGGGGCGUAGUCCAAACAGCCAGCUGAAUGCAGUGCCAGUCUGUCGGAAAGACACACUGAAUGCUGUUAGUGCAAAAUGUCACCGGACUGGGACGAGGGAGGACACAGAAAUACAUGGGGUUUCAUUAUACUCAUGAGGACAUAUGACUGCUUCUUAACUAUGGACAAUUCUAUGUAAUAUGUCAUUGUUGACCUUAAGUAUGCCAUUUGAGUUAUUUCCUUUUGGAUAUUAUCAUUUUUCUAAUCAUUGCUACAAAAUGUUACAGUUGUCACCACACAGUCUGGACAAUAUUUAUUACAAAUAUACAAUGCUAAUUUCCUCAAGUUAUGUACAAUCCCAUGUAUUCUCCCAUAUCUCAGAACAGACUGAUGGCUCACCAUCAGACAUUAAGCUCCGUUGUUGCGGUAUAAACAAAACUUAAUACCAGUUUUGUCUUUUUAACAAUGAAAGUCCCACAUAUCUCUCUGCCUCCCACUCCCUUAUCUGCUGUCACUAGUAUUAUAUUUCUAUGUGCAUAUUUGAUGCAGGUUCACUUUGAUGUUACUGUAUACCGUCUGUGUAGUCUACAGGGGCAGUGCCUCUUAAACAGUGUUCUUCUCUCUCUUUUGUAAAUGAGUACAUGAAGGUUGAGAGAGUAUUUCAGGCAGCAUCAAGUUUGGAGAAACCAAAGCCAGUGGCAUUCUGUGUUGUAAACCCAACUUUUAUUUUAUUAUUCAUUUAUGGUUUUGCAAAUAUUGACAAACAAGACAAUAAAAGAAUUUGUUCAAAUACA